AAUGGGACUUUUUAUAUUCAGAAGGGAAAGUUGCAGCAAUUCAAAAUACUACGGAGACAUUGCAGGCUAAGAUAUUGCUCUCUCGAUCUAUCUACCGCUUUCGAUCGUUGGUUGAUGAUUUUCGUCUGAGUAGAGUGGGAUUUCGUUACAGGAUUGUUUAGGUAUCGUUGCGAAACUGUUCAUCUGUUACAACAAUAGACGGGUCUGAGUAUCUUAGAACUUGCAUUCAUGGCGGAAUACAUAACUGAUUGAAAUUCAAACCCUGCUAUGCACUGAUGCUUGUGUAUUUACUUAUCGUUCAGCUUCAAAUUUAACAGGUUUUUCAAUUUCCUCAACAGUACCUUGCAGGCAUUGGAACAUCUUUAGGACUCCGAACAUUGUAGCGAUCCGUUGCCAUCUUUGAUCCAACACUUGUCUUUUCAGAUCAAAGUUUUCUUCGAUAACACAUUUACUUAGCUGCUGCUCAAAUUUGGGAUUCUGUAAAAUCGAGAUCAAAAUUUUCUUCGAUAACACAUUUACUUAGCUGCUGCUCAAAUUUGGGAUUAUGUAAAAUCGAGAUUACUGCCAUGCUGCGCGAAAUUGUAUUUAUCCGAAGAGUCGGGAUUCCCGUGAGCUCCCAGCAGAAGAACCGGGAGGUUCUCGCAAGCGUUCUAGCCAAUGCUCUUCUGAAGCAGCUGUUGAACAAUAAAGCCUGUGAAUACGGUUACUUUCUUUCAGUGACGAAAUUAAUCAGCAUAGGCCAGGGAGACAACAAGUUCUGUUCGGACUUCAUUCUUUUUCCCAUCGAGUUUCGUUGUCGGCUCUUUCUACCCGUGGCGGGCGAGGUCAUGACAGGGGUUGUCCACAAGAUGAAUUUACGGGGCGUUUUUAUCAGGUCGGGGCCGAUGAACUGCGUUUACUUGUCGAACCAGCUGAUGCCGAACUACAAUUAUGUUCCGGGGGAGAAUCCGACUUUCUUGGGAGAGGAUUCGUCGAAAAUUCAGGUCGGUGUCGUUAUCCGAUACGCAGUUUACGCCGUUAGAUGGAUCGAGGAUAGGUGGAGGGAGUUCCGGGUUCUGGCAACUAUUGCUGACGACGGGCUCGGACCCGUUUCCUCGAACGGAUUGGACGGUAUGGAUUUGUAAUGCUUUUCGGACAUCGGCGAUUUUAAGACAUGCAUACAUGUCCGAGAAUCUGAUUCGAGCUCGAUCGGGCUCGGAUCGUAGCGAGAAACUGCAUUACUAUGUCAUUGGAACAGCUUUGGAACGGUGAAAAAAAAUCGGAUCUUUGGACAUUAGAUGUAGGCGAAAGGAGCAGGAAAGCUUAAGGUAUUUAUUUUAUUUUGGCAAAAUUGCUUAUAAUAUGUGAACUUAGUUUAAAAAGUCUGUAUCAUUUUCUAUUAUGAUUUUAAAAAUUGUAUAAGGUUUUAAUGAUUUUAUAAAAUAUUGUACAGAAUCCUCCGAGACAUAGGAGAGUUGCAUGAAUGUUUUUUUGGGGAUUUUGUUCGAUAUUUUUUAAAAAAUAAAAAAGUCUUGUACAGUUUUAAAAUUAUGAAUAAAUAUGAUGCAGAUUUUUGAACUAUUUCAUUUGUGAAUUAUAAGCAAUUAUUUGUAGUCAGUUUAUUUUUAUUUUUUUGUACUUUUUGGAUAUUUUUGUUACGAGCAAAGUAAGAUAUUUUAGCGUC
Andrographis paniculata is the source of this 1663-nucleotide messenger RNA. Its product is annotated as DNA-directed RNA polymerase V subunit 7-like. The coding region runs from base 567 to 1124 and encodes 185 amino acids. Gene Ontology annotation, biological process: DNA-templated transcription initiation. Gene Ontology annotation, molecular function: single-stranded DNA binding; single-stranded RNA binding. The record is from RefSeq and is a predicted model, not a curated record. NCBI's taxonomy places the organism in Eukaryota, Viridiplantae, Streptophyta, Magnoliopsida, Lamiales, Acanthaceae. The transcript is spliced from 7 exons.